AUGCGGAUGACGUGGGGAUACCUGGUCGACCACGACACCAUCCACUCCAGGCAAUCCUCCGACGCGACCCUGCCGUCGUUCAAGUUUACUUCGAGCAGGGCCACCGCAUUGCCAAUGCAGGAGAUCAACCACAACAAAGUCAGGCUCAAUUACAACAAGAUCAGGACCGAAUGCAACAGGUUUAGGACCAGAAUCGGUCUCAAGCGAUGGAACCGUGUCUUUGUCGACUACGAUGAACCCUCCGUAUCUGCGUCAUGGGAGAACUUUACACCUGGUGGUGCUGUGCGGCAUACGGACAUGGUCCCAUUCGGCCUUUUCUUCCUAGAAGAGGGAUCGCUGGCGCUAUACCACACCACGAUGCCGCACCGCUGGCAGCAGAUAGACAGUCAGGCAUCUCUCGGCAUUCCUGACGUGGUAGAGUAUUCUUUCACAGCUACGCAUCUGGCACGGUACCUCAAACUUGCAUUCUUCCGCGCAUGCGCGUUCCGGAGUCCCCUCGUACCAUACUACAUCGUCAUCACCGGGUUGUGUGUGAUAGGACGCAAUCCAUCAUUGCAUCCGAGCGACCUCCGCAUCGUCGAGGCCGUAGACAUCCCCAAACUCAGAUAUCUUCGGGACGUCGUCGUGCUCCCGGCUACCGGUGAUAGUGACUUCUCUUCCAUGUAUUCUGGCGGAGAUCUUGACAGUGACGACACCGUCUAUCUGGUGCCCUGA
This is a messenger RNA of Anthostomella pinea, 714 nucleotides long. The record is from the annotation of a GenBank genome assembly. Lineage: Eukaryota; Fungi; Ascomycota; Sordariomycetes; Xylariales; Xylariaceae.